This is a messenger RNA of Nelumbo nucifera (sacred lotus), 1458 nucleotides long. The record is from RefSeq and is a predicted model, not a curated record. Lineage: Eukaryota; Viridiplantae; Streptophyta; Magnoliopsida; Proteales; Nelumbonaceae.
AUGGCACCGUCGACCGACAUCGUCGUUAAAGCAGGGAUUGAAAGCUUUGGCAUGCUAGAGGAUUGCACCGGCCGGAUGAGGCCUCCUUAUCAAGCUCAUCAUCCUCGUCUUCACCGACUUCAUCAGCAUCCUUCAUUGAUGACGACACAAAUUCAGAUUGCCCCCAAGAAGGAAGCUACUGAUUCUUACCAGGCUGUGCAGGCUUGUGGUAGAUAUUUGGCUACUUCUGAUUACUGUACCAAGAUACCGCUUUUUUCAGUCUCAUGCGUGAGCAAUGGUGCAGUUGCAGUUGAGGGACCUAUUACUACUUCAGUUUUUAACGUCGUACAUUUUGGCGCUCAUCCCAACGGGAAAAAGGAGAGUACCCAGGCAUUCAUGAAGGCAUGGAUUGCUGCUUGCCAUUGGGGGGGAAAGGCAAGGCUGGUCAUCCCAACAGGGACAUUCUUAGUUGGGCAGGUGUUCUUUACAGGACCAUGCAACAGCCCAAUUCCCAUAAUUGUUCAAGUGAAGGGAACUGUUAAAGCAGUAUCAGAUGUCAGUGAAUACCCAUCUGCUGAAUGGAUCUCUUUUGAAUCAUUGAACGGGUUGAUUCUUACCGGAGGAGGAACCUUUGAUGGUCAAGGUGCUGCAGUCUGGCAAUACAACGACUGUGAGAAGAACCCCGACUGCCAGAUUCUUCCCAUGUCUAUAAAAUUCAGCUCCGUGAAGAAUGCAAACGUUCGUCGGAUCAACUCCGUCAAUAGCAAAUCGUUCCAUAUAGCAAUUAACCAUUGCGAAAACUUCAGAGCACACGAUCUCCAUAUCACAGCCCCUGAAGAUAGCCCCAACACGGAUGGUAUUCACAUCAGCAGCUCCAUUGACGUCAGGAUAUCUAAGUCUUACAUUGCAACCGGGGAUGACUGCAUCUCUAUCGGCCAAGGCUCAACCAAUAUCUCCAUCGCCCGUAUCACCUGUGGCCCAGGUCACGGCAUUAGUGUGGGUAGCCUUGGCAAGUAUCCAGACGAGAAGGAUGUAAAAGGAAUCACAGUCAAGAACUGCACGCUCACAAACACCGACAAUGGUGUUAGGAUUAAAACCUGGCCUGGAUCCCCGCCCAGCCAGGCUUCAAAGCUUCGAUUUGAGGACAUUAUCAUGAACAAUGUUCGUAACCCCAUCAUCAUAGAUCAACUCUACUGCCCGAAGUCGGAACCACUGAUUGAUUCUGUUUUAUUUUCCGGCCGGCAGCCAUCUCGUGUAAAGAUCAGCGAUGUUCAUUUCAAGAAUAUCAGAGGCACCUCGGCAUCAAAGGUUGCAGUCAAUAUCGCGUGCAGCGAACAGUUGCCCUGUGAGGACGUUCAACUGUUCGACAUAGAUUUGAAAUACAACAGCACCAAACCCGAUGAUUUGGCUCCCUUGGCCUUGUGUUCUAAUGCUCAACCAGACUUCGGGGGAACCCAGAUGCCAGCUCCUUGCAGAUAA